CUUUACCCACAAUGCUCGACGUUGGCUCCGUCUUUCCGACUUCCGCUUCACCAUAGGGAGACGAUGGCCCCAAACAAGAAAGGUGAAAAGAAGAAAGGCCGUUCAGCCAUCAACGAGGUGGUGACCAGAGAGUACACCAUCAAUGUCCACAAGCGUAUCCAUGGAGUAGGUUUCAAGAGGAGGGCGCCACGUGCGAUCAAAGAGAUUCGCAAGUUCGCGGUGAAGGAGAUGGGAACCCCUGAUGUCCGCAUCGACACUCGCCUCAACAAGGCAUUGUGGAGCAAGGGUGUCAGGAACGUACCAUACAGGAUACGGGUGCGGCUGUCCAGGAAGCGAAAUGAGGACGAAGAUUCCCCUAACAAGCUGUACACCCUGGUUACAUAUGUUCCUGUCACCACAUGCAAAGGUCUGCAGACAGUCAAUGUGGAUGAAAAUUAAUGUCUAAAUGUGGAAUAAACAGGGCUUUUCUUCAUACAA
This is a messenger RNA of Doryrhamphus excisus (bluestripe pipefish), 477 nucleotides long. It is a transcript of the gene rpl31, whose product is annotated as ribosomal protein L31. NCBI's taxonomy places the organism in Eukaryota, Metazoa, Chordata, Actinopteri, Syngnathiformes, Syngnathidae. Gene Ontology annotation, cellular component: cytosolic large ribosomal subunit; ribosome. Gene Ontology annotation, molecular function: structural constituent of ribosome. Gene Ontology annotation, biological process: cytoplasmic translation. The record is from RefSeq and is a predicted model, not a curated record.